ACAAAGCGUGCGCCGGCGGACGCACGGAAGUGGUUUUGUCUCCGCUACAACAACACCAGGCAGCAAUAAACUAGAGCUGCGAUGGUUUUUAAAUACAGUUAGCUUGUGUUUCAUUCAUAAUAACACGUUUUAGUCACGUUUUAUCAUUUUGGAAGUGUCCUGAGGCGGUCGAAGGAGAGCUAGCUUACCCGUGCGCACCAUGCCGCCCUACUCAGAGAUGAGAAAAAGCAAUCGCUUCUACUACUUCAUCAAAUUCACCCUAAACAUAUACUCCAUGCUGUUUUCGCUGAUGGGCCUGUGUGUGCUGUGCGUGGGGGUCUAUGCCGAGGUGGAGAGGCAGAAGAACCGGACCCUGGAGGGACUGUUCCUGGCCCCCGCUGUGGUGCUCAUCCUCCUGGGGCUGGUCAUGUUCACCGUGUCUGUGGUGGGCAUGGUGGGAUCUCUGCGUGACAACAAGACCCUGUUGCACAUGUUUCUCUGUGUUCUUUGUGUGCUGCUACUCCUUCAGGCAGUCGCUCUCACUACAGCACUCAUCUUCGAGAAAAAGACAUCUGCCUUGUUUCAAAGCAGUAUACGAGAGGGCAUUAAACACUACUAUGAUGACCUGGACUUCAAAAACAUCCUGGAUUAUGUGCAGCAAAAGUUUUCCUGUUGUGGAGGCGAUGAGUACAAAGACUGGGGAGUCAAUCAGUACCACUUCUGUAAUGGCACCGGUCCACUGGCCUGUGGGGUUCCUUAUACAUGCUGCGUCCGACGGAAAGUGGGAGAGGUUAUCAACACACUUUGUGGAUACAGGACACUGGAUCAACAGAGGGAGACCCUACAUGAGGUGAUCCAUGUGCGCGGCUGUAUCCACGCGGUCAACUUGUGGAUGAGUGACAACAUUGGCAUCACCAUCGCCCUGUGCUGCGCAAUUGGACUGCCUCAGCUCCUGGGCAUCAUCCUGAGCUGUGUCUUCUGGAACCUCCUGGUGGACAUGAGCCAGUCUGCCGACAUGGUGGACUUCAAGCUCAAGAAAUCCGAGUUCAAAUACAGUGAGCUGGACCUGGCUGGCGCGGGAUGGUGCAUGUGCCUGCCCCGAGAUGAAGGGUACCUGCCUGUGCCUGCCGCCGAACCCGAGCUGGACCCCAUCGACAUCCACCUGGAGAAGCUCAAGAAACAGCAGCCUCGCACCCACUCCCAACUCCGUGAAAUGCAGCGUUCGGCGUCAGGGCUGGACGAGGUGGACAAGGGUCGCAAACAAAAACGAGAACACUGAAGAGCAAAAAACACCACAGAGAUUUUUGGAAACACGAAAUCUUGAGAAUUUAUAUCUCAGUCCACACAUUUGAUCCCCGUAGGUUGUGUUCACAUUAUAGAAUUUGAUGAUGUCAUAAUUUCAGAUGGAGGGCAAGGGUUUGUAUAACUCUGUAGGAGAUUAUGUUUACAUGUUUGAAAGAAAUAUCCAAACUUUUUUCACCUCAUCAUUAUUUGUUAGAGAUUGGCUUCAUCAUUCACAAUCUUAUGGCUGAAUAAUGUCACCACUUUCUCAAUGCACUGUGUAAUAAUGAUUUCACUUUUGUUUAUUUAUGCUGACAGAGAAGAUGGUGAACUUUGUGACAGUUUUUAGGCCCAGUUAUUACAGAGAUAUUAACCAUAAACCAGGUGAACAAAUUUGUAGAGCAAAGGAGAAAUUAAAUUCUGUCAGCUGGACAAAAGUUUUUUGAUCGAAUACGAAGAUGAACUGAUGAUGCAGCUUGGAUUCCAUUUUGUCCAGUUGACAGCAUUGAAUUUCUCCCUUGCUAUGGAUCCAUCCUGGACAGCUGAGACUAAACUGCAAUUUACACCUUAGAAUUCUAACCUGCCUCCCUGCUCAAUUUUUUUUUUCAGUGGAAAAAACACACAAUAUGUACAACAAAAACAGCCUGUACAGCAAUGUCCAGAGAGUUCAAAUGAGGAAAAAUCAGUCCUUUGAAGUUUGAGGUUGAAUUCUCUGUUUCAUAUGAUUCAUAAAGGGUCCUCACAUUUUCAUAAACGUAUCUCACUGAUCUGACAGUUUGUACAGAAUAUCGUUUAACUAUUUAUGGAAACAGGGAGGCGUUCCCUUACAAUAGUCCUUUCAGUGAUGAUGUCAGAGUUUGAUCCAAAUAACUAGUCACCAUGAAACAACAGGCAGUAAGUAUACUUUUCUUGUAUAUGAUAGUGUAUAAAUGAAAAAUCUCAGACCAAAAGUUUUUGAGUACAGGACACAUAAAAAAUAAAUGACCUACAGAACCAUUAUUCACUUUACACCUGUCGCACUGUGGUGAAAUAGAAGGGAAAAAUCCUCUGUACAUUUCCAUCUUAUUAAUUGGAAAAACUGCCCCCAUGUGGGAAUAUGACAUCAUCACAUUCUUGAAUCUGAAAACCACUAAAUAUAUUAUCAGAAGUCAAUAACAAUAUGUCAAGGAGCUGUAAAACCUUAGAGAUGAAGUAUGAAUUGAUAAAAAUUCUAAUUUCACCCUUUUUGCCUUUUGGUUUUGGCCUUUUGUCACUGUAAUCAUGUGUUGAAGUUGUGUUGCACUAUAUAGGUCUAUGAAGUUUGAGAUAAUCUAGUUGGCUAUUGGGAUCCAGUGUGGCACUUUGUAUAGACAUGUUUACGAGAUUUUAGUGUUUAUUUUGUCUUGUGAUGGUUGAUAUGGAUUCAUCUCUGGUAUUUUAUCAUUUUGUAUUUUUUGACCCUUAAAUUGAAGCUCAUGUCUCAUGUGCUAAAGCUUACCUCAGGCUGUUUUGAUGGCCCACUAGUAAGAGGAGAUUUGCUGUAUAAAUUAAAAGUAGCUUGAAAAGUUUUCCAGUGGUUGAAAAAAUAGUGACUAGUGAAGGACGUGUACAGUUUGUGGAUUUUUAUUUUCUUGUUUUAAUAUGAUUUUGUGUAGGGAUGCAGCUAUGUUGAUAUAAUAAGAAAUAUGUUGGACUCAUUUGUAUGGCCUCAAUGGUUCAAUAUGCGUACAUGAUUUGAAUAAGCUACAAUGUUCUCUUCAAUUUAAAGAUGCAUUGUGUAACUUUUCUGGUGGAGGGUCUGACAAAUUCUUUUCUCCAUGGAGAUGUUACUGCUUCAUCUGAAAUGUUUCACAGUAUGGCAUUAAACCUUUCUAUCUUCAUGGAGACCAAACCAGUCAAUUUACAGGUCUGUGGAGAGGCGACCCCGCUUACAGUCAGAAUAGCUGUUUUUCCAGGUAUUUUUGAGCAAUAAAACCAUCUGUAAUUCAAUAAAUGUCAAGUCAAACUUUUUAAUGUCAUACUGUGGAACAUUCCAGGCAGAGCAAUGACAUAUCCAUAGAAACAAGUAGGUGACGGACCCUCAGUCAAAAAGUUACAUAGUGCAUCUUAAAGCUUUUUAUGUAUUUGUCAUUCCAUGCUCAGGGAAAAAGAAACCAUGAUCUCUAAGUUGAUAUUUAACACUGCAUUUGAAAUACUGAUUAUUGCUUUUUGCUCAGGCCUAAAUCCUUAUUUUUUGUCAUGCCAAUUAAUUAAUUUAAUGACCCACUGUGGUUUGUGUACACAUUUGAAUUUGCUAUUAUGUUGCUCUUUCUGAAACACUAAACAAACCAUUCACACAGCAACAGAAUUUUACACUGGAUGCCCAUCUAUUCACGACGAGCCACACUAAUGUGACUGGAGUGGGUCUUGUACCAAAUAAGUGAACAAAAAAAAUGAGCCAAAACCAAAUGCAUAUUGAACCAUAAGGCUCUAGCUGUUUUGUUGCAUCUCAGACUUUGUGCAUACGGUGUACAUUGUAAGACUGAUAGUUGUGGACAAACAUGGGAUGCAUGUUUUGUACUGUACAUGAUAUGAUAAAGUUUACAUGUGUAGGCUGUUCUCGUGGAAGGGUGCUUCAGUGGACACUUGUGAUUCCUUCCAUGGUGACCUCAUAGGAACAGAGGCGGUGAGGAGAGCCAACUGGCCUUUGAGUGAACACAAAGCAAUGAUGGUUUUAUACCUGAGUUCUGCACAGUACGAGCUUCCCCCGGCUCCUGCCUUUAUCAGCACUACUCUACUACUGUCAAUAAAGCUGACUUUGUUUUUACGGA
This is a messenger RNA of Boleophthalmus pectinirostris (great blue-spotted mudskipper), 4049 nucleotides long. RefSeq lists its product as uncharacterized. The coding region runs from base 200 to 1258 and encodes 352 amino acids. NCBI's taxonomy places the organism in Eukaryota, Metazoa, Chordata, Actinopteri, Gobiiformes, Gobiidae. The record is from RefSeq and is a predicted model, not a curated record. The transcript has 8 exons. Gene Ontology annotation, cellular component: membrane.